UAGAACAUAACUGGAAGAAUAUGACAGAUUUUAUACUGGCUAGCUUACGCCUGUUUAUCCCAGGUACAGAUUAACUGACUCAGUUUUACUAGACUUAACAAAAUGUCGGCUUACGGAUUUGUUCUGUUAUAUCUGUUAGCACCGACACUUUUGCAACCACCUGCUGUCAUUGGGCUACAGCAUCAACAACAACUCCAUCUUAGCAAAGGGUCCUUUGUCAGCAUUGCAGAGUCUCCAGAAUGUAGAAGGGACGUUAAGAAAUUGUGUGCAUCCAGCAUUGCGCAAAACAAUUUAGGCCUGAUUGAAUGUCUUCAAAAUGAAGUAAAGCCCAAUGAGGUCACUUUGGAAUGUCAGCAUUUUCUGUGGCAGUACAAGCGGAACUUGACCGCAGACAUCAGGUUUGAGUCGGCCUCCUGGGAAGUGUGUAAACAUGACCUUGAAAUGCUGGAAGAAUGUCGGGAAUUGGAACCUGGAGAAGGGCAGAUAAUUCCGUGCUUAAUGGAAAAUCAGCACAAUAUUUCUGGGCAACAUUGCAGACAGUUUUUAGUGAAGAUGGAGAGUAUCGUGUUCAGUGAUUAUCGCUUGUUGAAACCAUUGCUGGACAGCUGUCACACUGAUAUUGUUGCUACAAAAUGUGGCCGGUUUGGAUCUCCCUUGCAAGCUGAGCAGGAAGCUCAAUUACGCUCGCAUGGGGCUGUGAUAGGCUGUCUGGAAGACAACAUCAAGUAUCUGAACGGCAGCUGUCGCUUCCAGAUGAUGCGAAUCGCAGAGCUUCAGGCAGACGAUUAUCAUCUUGACCGGCCGCUAUUUUAUGCGUGUCGUGAUGAUAGAGAGCGAUUGUGUCCAGAGACACCUAGUGGUGGGGGACGAAUCUACCAGUGUCUGUUCAGACACAAGUUUGAGCGAGACAUGUCUGAGGAGUGUCGGCAGCGAUUAAUCAUACGACAGAGACUGAUUGGCGAAAACUACAAAGCAGACAAGACGUUAUCUGAUGCCUGUGACGAGGAUAUCAAGCAGUACAAGUGUUUAGGAGGAGGUCCUAACCUGAUGUUUGCCAAGCGUGCUGCCAUUUUAUUGUGUCUGGAAGGAGUCCAGAAAACAGGUGGACAUGUCGCUGGUAAGUGUGUAGCAGAGAUGACCGAGUGGCGAAAAAGUUUGAUGUCUGAUUACCAGAUCAGCCUGGAAAUUGUUGUGGAUUGUCAAAACGAGAUCGGAACCCUCUGUGAUGGCCUAGGGGCGGGAGGUAAAACUCUUCACUGCCUGAUGAGCAAGGCACGGCGAAAACCAGGCGAGAGACAUGACCAUGUACUCGGAGAGAUUUGUAUGAGAGCAAUCGAGGAUUUGUUAAAGGAGGCUGACGUUGGAGAGGAUUUUCGCAUCGACCAAUCCCUGGUAGAGGCUUGUAGUGAUUCUGUGAUCAAAUACUGUGGGGACAUACCAGCAGGGGAUGCUAGAGUAAUGGGUUGUCUGAUGGAGAAACUGGAGAAAGACAUUCUGGACAAUGAUGAUGAGUGUGCUGAACAUUUGCUGGAAAUACAGUAUUUUGUGGCCAGAGACUUCAAACUGGAUCACCGUGUGUACAAGCACUGUCACAAAGAUGCUGCACGACUGUGUGGAGCACAAGACAAAUGGGUUGUUCAGGGAUCUACGGAUUUGGACCCGGGCCCUCUUGUCCUACCUUGUCUGUACAGACAUAUCGUACACCACGAUAAGGUGGAGCGCAGCUGUCGUAACGAGGUGAAACGUGUGAUGAGGACGAGAGCCAUGAGCAUCAACUUGAUGCCAGAGAUAGAAGAACAGUGUAUACAGGAUCUAGGUCAAUUCUGUUCUGAGGGAACUGGCCAGGGAGAGGAGCUGCGCUGUCUACAGGACAGGUAUGAUGAAUUGACCGGGGACUGUCAGGAGGCCGUCAGUAACUUCACAGAGGCAGAAGACGCUGACAUUAACCUGGACGUUAUCCUGAUGAGGGCAUGUAUGCCCAUGAUUAAAAUCUUCUGUCAGGAUAUGUUGGAUGAGGAAGAUGAGGAGGACAUCAUGGAGUGUCUUAUUGAGAACAAAAACCAUGCUGAAAUGAAUGGCAAAUGUGCUGCUGGGAUAGAACACCAUCAACUUACAUCAUUGAAAGAUUUUCGAUUCAACCACAAGUUCAAGGAGAACUGUAAAACGUCAGUGCUGACUUACUGUAAAGAUAAAAAGACCAAAUAUAAUGUUGUGUCGUGCCUGAGCGAAAUCGUGCGAAAUGAUACAUUGUUUGAGGAAAAGCAUCGGAUAACAAAACCAUGUCGCAGACAGCUGAGGUUUGAACUUCUGCAGAGGUCUGAAAAUAUUGAACUUGAUCCUGACCUGAAGAAGGUUUGUCAGAGAGAUAAGGAAGAAUUCUGUGACCAUAUUGAGCCUGGUAGAGCCAAGGUGAUUGAGUGUCUAAAGAAGCACCAGAAGAAAUUAACAAAACCCUGCAAAAAAUUGUUGUUUGUGAGAGAGGAGGUGGAGGUAAAAGAAGGAGCAGAUUAUGCUCUGAUGAAUAACUGCAAAAAAAUGAUAAAGGUUUACUGCCCCCAUUCGGAGCCUCAUCAGAUUCUGCACUGUCUGAAGCAACAUCAGACAGAAGACGACUUUGACCAGAUAUGUCAUCGAACUGUCAUAGAGCGACAAAUCAUGCAAAACAAAGAUUAUCGACUCAACCCACAACUUCAGGAAGCCUGCACUCAGGAUGUACCAAAGUUUUGUCGAAGUGCUCUGGCCAAAACACCAAGUGAUUUGAUGCGAGGGAAAGUGAUAGCCUGUCUUAAAAAACAGUUUAAGAUUAAUAGAUUAUCGCAAAGGUGUGAGAAGUACAUAAGGGAGGUAAUCCAUGAUGCAGCUCUGGACUAUAGACAAGAUCCUGUGCUGGCUAACGCCUGUAAAGAUACGAUAAAGGAGCAGUGUGCUGACGCCUUGGUACAGCAACCUGAUAACAAGGUAAACGAAGCUGUUCCUGAUGAGAAAGGUGCUGUGGAGGAGUGCCUGAAGAAACUGUUCAAACAGAAGAAGAUUAAGGAGGACGUCUGUGCUGUGGAGGUGUCCCGAAUAAUCGCAGAGGGACAAAUAGAUGUACAUGUAGAUCCACUGUUACACUCGGCUUGCGUCGUCGAUAUCCGACGCCAUUGUUCUGACGUCCAACCAGGACAGGGGCAAGUUAUGUCAUGUCUGUUGUCGUUGUUGGAGGACAACGUGAGGAUGACACCAGCCUGUAGAGAAAAAUUACAACAGAGGAAAGAAAUGUGGAAAUUAGUAGCAAAGGUUGCUUCACCAGAAUCUUUUAAGGAAAUCAUGGAAGGAAAUUCCACUUCAUCUGCAAUAAUUUACUACACCUGGUGUGUUUUCAUGACCAUGGUUGUUGUUGGUGUUAUGUUAUGUUUUCUGUGGAAGGCGAAACGGAGAGUCUACUCUCUGCUGUAGUGUGGUAGGUGGAUUAUGGGAUUUCGUGAGUUGGCUGAUUGAGGGGCCGGCCGUAAAGCACUAACU
Messenger RNA from Liolophura sinensis, 3504 nucleotides. Its product is annotated as Golgi apparatus protein 1-like. The transcript has 25 exons. The coding region runs from base 103 to 3438 and encodes 1111 amino acids. Gene Ontology annotation, molecular function: fibroblast growth factor binding. Gene Ontology annotation, cellular component: Golgi membrane. The record is from RefSeq and is a predicted model, not a curated record. Lineage: Eukaryota; Metazoa; Mollusca; Polyplacophora; Chitonida; Chitonidae.